CAAAUUGUGAAGAUUCCAGAGGCAUCAUGCAGAUCUUCGUCAAGACUCUCACUGGCAAGACCAUCACCCUUGAGGUGGAGCCGUCUGACACAAUUGAAAACGUGAAAGCAAAGAUCCAGGACAAAGAGGGAAUCCCGCCCGAUCAGCAGAGGUUGAUUUUCGCUGGAAAGCAGUUGGAAGAUGGACGCACACUCUCAGAUUACAAUAUCCAGAAAGAAUCCACACUUCACCUGGUGCUGAGACUUAGGGGAGGAAUGCAGAUUUUUGUGAAGACCCUCACAGGCAAGACUAUCACAUUGGAAGUGGAGCCGUCUGACACCAUUGAGAAUGUGAAAGCUAAGAUCCAGGACAAAGAGGGAAUCCCCCCAGAUCAGCAGAGGCUUAUCUUUGCCGGCAAACAGCUUGAGGAUGGCAGAACCUUGUCCGACUAUAACAUCCAGAAAGAAUCCACACUCCAUUUGGUGCUCAGACUCAGAGGAGGUAUGCAGAUCUUUGUCAAGACCCUGACUGGCAAAACCAUCACUCUGGAAGUGGAGCCAUCGGACACCAUUGAGAACGUGAAGGCCAAAAUCCAAGACAAAGAGGGAAUUCCUCCAGAUCAGCAGAGAUUGAUCUUUGCCGGCAAACAGCUUGAGGAUGGCCGUACCUUGUCGGACUACAACAUCCAGAAAGAGUCCACUCUCCAUUUGGUGCUGCGUCUGAGAGGAGGUAUGCAGAUCUUCGUCAAGACCCUGACUGGCAAAACCAUCACUCUAGAAGUGGAGCCAUCUGACACCAUUGAGAACGUGAAGGCCAAAAUCCAAGACAAAGAGGGAAUUCCCCCAGAUCAGCAACGUCUUAUCUUUGCCGGCAAACAGCUUGAGGAUGGCCGUACCUUGUCGGACUACAACAUCCAGAAAGAGUCCACUCUCCAUUUGGUGCUGCGUCUGAGAGGAGGUAUGCAGAUCUUCGUCAAGACCCUGACUGGCAAAACCAUCACUCUGGAAGUGGAGCCAUCGGACACCAUUGAGAACGUGAAGGCCAAAAUCCAAGACAAAGAGGGAAUUCCUCCCGAUCAGCAGAGAUUGAUCUUUGCCGGCAAACAGUUGGAAGAUGGCCGUACCUUGUCGGACUACAACAUCCAGAAAGAGUCCACUCUCCAUUUGGUGCUGCGUCUGAGAGGAGGUAUGCAGAUCUUCGUCAAGACCCUGACUGGCAAAACCAUCACUCUGGAAGUGGAGCCAUCGGACACCAUUGAGAACGUGAAGGCCAAAAUCCAAGACAAAGAGGGAAUUCCCCCAGAUCAGCAACGUCUUAUCUUUGCCGGCAAACAGCUUGAGGAUGGCCGUACCUUGUCGGACUACAACAUCCAGAAAGAGUCCACUCUCCAUUUGGUGCUGCGUCUGAGAGGAGGUAUGCAGAUCUUCGUCAAGACCCUGACUGGCAAAACCAUCACUCUAGAAGUGGAGCCAUCUGACACCAUUGAGAACGUGAAGGCCAAAAUCCAAGACAAAGAGGGAAUUCCUCCAGAUCAGCAGAGAUUGAUCUUUGCCGGCAAACAGCUUGAGGAUGGCCGUACCUUGUCGGACUACAACAUCCAGAAAGAGUCCACUCUCCAUUUGGUGCUGCGUCUGAGAGGAGGUAUGCAGAUCUUUGUCAAGACCCUGACUGGCAAAACCAUCACUCUGGAAGUGGAGCCAUCGGACACCAUUGAGAACGUGAAGGCCAAAAUCCAAGACAAAGAGGGAAUUCCCCCAGAUCAGCAACGUCUUAUCUUUGCCGGCAAACAGCUUGAAGAUGGCCGUACCUUGUCCGACUACAACAUCCAGAAAGAGUCAACCCUUCAUCUAGUCUUGCGUCUGCGUGGUGGAAAGUGAACGGCUGAGUUUAUCUCUAGGCUGUUCUAAUCAUUACCUGCUGCUUUUUUACGUGAUGUUUUUAUGGCUAACUUGAUUCUUUUUGUAUUAUUUGUAUACUAAACGUAAGUUACUUUCAGCUUGGACCUACUAAAAAGUUUUGUACUUUAACACUGAAACCUUACAAAGACCCUUUUGUCUUUCUAAAAAUCCAGGACGCCUGUGAAAUUUGAGCGUAUGCAGAGGUAAUAAUUAAUAAAAAUGCUCAAGGAUACUUUUAA
Aplysia californica (California sea hare) is the source of this 2116-nucleotide messenger RNA. RefSeq names its product polyubiquitin-C. Gene Ontology annotation, cellular component: nucleus; cytoplasm. NCBI's taxonomy places the organism in Eukaryota, Metazoa, Mollusca, Gastropoda, Aplysiida, Aplysiidae. Gene Ontology annotation, molecular function: protein tag activity; ubiquitin protein ligase binding. Gene Ontology annotation, biological process: protein ubiquitination; modification-dependent protein catabolic process. The transcript has 4 exons. Bases 27 to 1856 code for a protein of 609 amino acids. The record is from RefSeq and is a predicted model, not a curated record.